This is a messenger RNA of Porites evermanni, 1104 nucleotides long. The record is from the annotation of a GenBank genome assembly. Lineage: Eukaryota; Metazoa; Cnidaria; Anthozoa; Scleractinia; Poritidae.
AUGAUAACACUCGCACUGUUCGUGUCACUCCUUUCGGCGGUAACAAGGCGUUAUUCUGGUAAGUAUGUCCAUUUGAUUUAUAACAUUUUCAAUUGUUAAUUUCAUAAUAACUGAGAGAUUUCUUGUGCGCUAUUUGGUCUUCGAGAGCUAUGGUCGAUGUAAAUUUUNUGUCCAAGUGGAUUUGAGUGAUCCCUUUAAUUGAAUUCUUCUAAAUUCUUUUCAAUGAUCCCCCCUUGGGUUCUCAUUUAAGAAUGAUCCCCCGUUCUGUUCUCCUAAAAAGUCAAGUGACCCACCAAAAAAUCCUCCGACCACCCCCCUCCCCUCCCCCUGGGCGAUAAAUAAUGACUGGUCCCUAAACUUUAACUCCUUCCCAGAUCUGAUGCCAUAAUGAUAACACUCGCACUGUUCGUGUCACUCCUUUCGGCGGUAACAAGGCGUUAUUCUGGUAAGUAUGUCCAUUUGAUUUAUAACAUUUUCAAUUGUUAAUUUCAUAAUAACUGAGAGAUUUCUUGUGCGCUAUUUGGUCUUCGAGAGCUAUGGUCGAUGUAAAUUUUAGGAUGAAAAUUUUUUGAAUUUUUUAGGAGCAGCCAUGAAUGUCUCGAGUGGGAAGUUAUAGACGCGGGCGCAUCUAGAAGCCCACGACCGGCCCAGGGCACGGCAAGCGUUAUCAUCUUCCGCCUUCAGCCACGGCUUGUAACACUUACAACGACCUUGAUCAACCUCAUCCAAUAAUUGCAUUGUUCAUUAUCGUUAAGUCACAAGAAUCAAAGGUGCCCAAUUUGAUCUUUUUUAGCUUCGAAAUGCCGUGAAGAGUGGAGCGAAUUUGAAGGCUUUGGCUACAAGGUUAUCGAUAGGCUCGGUUUACCGCGGAAAUUUGGCUGGUCAACAGCUUUAAGCGGGUGUUUGGGGUUUGGAGGAGACCUGGUAAGCAUAUCAAAUGAAAAGGAAAUCAAGUUUGUCCAUGACAUGGCUUUCAAGGACGCAAAACGCACUUCUGUCUGGAUUGGGUUGGCGUAUCGGCAUCAAAAGGGUGGAUAUGUAUGGAACAAUGGAGAAUCGUUUAACAUUUCUGUUUCCGUCCAACGGCUCGGCAACAUGUCGUGA